Molecule: messenger RNA, 2893 nt
Organism: Branchiostoma floridae (Florida lancelet)
Lineage: Eukaryota; Metazoa; Chordata; Leptocardii; Amphioxiformes; Branchiostomatidae
Product: fatty acid desaturase 6-like
Exons: 4
Coding region: 822-1934 (370 amino acids)
Biological process (GO): lipid metabolic process
Cellular component (GO): membrane
Molecular function (GO): oxidoreductase activity, acting on paired donors, with oxidation of a pair of donors resulting in the reduction of molecular oxygen to two molecules of water
Source: RefSeq, a predicted model, not a curated record
CAUUGAUAAUGAAAAGAAGGCUAUAAUAAGCACAAGCUAUUUUAUUUCUGAUGGUCUUCUAAAAGCGCAUAUUAUGUGUGCAGGAGACCUUUCGUUUAGCAAAACCCAUAUCAAAAUUAUCCAAAUGACACAACAUGCACAUUUACGUAAUCAAUGCAUCGUGGUGUAACGUUACAACUUUGUAUCUAACGUUAACUGUUGACUAACUUACGCAUGUCAUUAGUAGCUAAUCCGCACCAUGGGAUUAUGGCACUUUCACAUCAAUUAUACAAAUUAGACUCUUAUUUGGAUUAUAAGCAUUUGUUAUCAUUUCACCCAUGACUUAUGUAGCGGUACUUUGCAUGCAUUUAAGUCUUAUAAAUAUGAUAUUCAUAAAUCAUGCGACAAAAAAUCAAUGAUAUUUUCCAGUGACCUUCUUGGUAAAAUAGCUGGCUAUACCUCAUCAAAACAAACAAACAAAAUAGAUAAAACGUUAGACGCUCAUCAAUCCAUUGUGCCUAUUUGAUAUUAUGCUCAAAUUUAUCAGGCAGACAACACUGAUCUUUGACCACAUAAACCUUGACAGUUUCAGAGACGUCAUCUAAUCGACUACUCUAAAAGGUAAAAUUUUUCUGACACUUUUUUGUUCGCGGUAAAAAAUUCUCGAACUUUUCAUCGCAAACUUUUUCUUUUGUCUUCUGCUUAUCUACUCCUUCUAUUCCUGCCAAGCAUGCGAAAGCUAAAACCAAUUCGCGAACACUCCAUUUUUCGCUACCGCGAAAUUAAAUCCCCGCUAACAUUUUUUAAUUUUACAGUAACGUUAUCAGCGAACUUUGACCCAUAUGCAUUGUGUUACAUCGAGUGAGAAGAUGGCGACUCGCAGUGCCACAGUAACCCACAGUUACGUGACUACUACCGAAACUGGUCGCGCCGAGCUCAGAUGGAGACCUGUGUCGGGCUCCAAGGGCCCAAACACCGCCUCUUUAGUGGAACUCGGCGAAAAAGUGCAACAAAUCGUGAGCAGGAGCUCGUGGUGGGAUCGGUACGGGGUGGACUGGUGCAUCCUCGCCGCCGGAUUGGGGCUCGCGUUCCUCGGCAUACACCUCGCCGGCUACCGGCACCCUCUCCUCUUCGCAUCGGCGCUGUUGGCUUGCGGUGCCGGCCACUGGAUCCUGGCGAACAAGGGCGCCCACCUUGCCGUACACGGCGCCUUAGCGGAGUCCCGUACGGCUAACAACUUUGCGGUCUGGUUCCUGAGCGAGUUGGCGGGGGCGUUCACUUCCAAGGGAGGGUAUGACGUCCAUAUCAAGGUCCACCAUCCCCAUACUAACGUUAUCGGGCUGGGGGAUUCCAGCUCGUUCCGUGCAGCUUUCCUCCCUAAGUACGUGUACAUGUUCUGUGCGCCUCUGCUCGUCCCGGUCUUCACCCCACUGGUCAGUGUCCAGCUGCUGUGGGGUCAGUGGUCAGCUAUGUUAUCAUGCAUCAUAACAAUAGCUACGGGACUGUACAUCAACCAUUUCCUGCUGGUUCAAUUCUCGGGCUUCAGUGCGCUGGGCGCCGCCGCCUUCAUGCUGGCCUCCCGCGCCAUCUUCGGCCUGCCUUACAUCCACGUCAACAUCUUCCAACACAUCGGGCUGCCCAUGUACUCUCAGGAGACUCGACCGAAGAGAAUCCAGCUGAUGUCGACAGGUGUGCUGAACCUGAGCAGGAACGUGGUGUUAGACUGGGUGUUCGGCCACUCCCUCAUCAGCUGUCAUGUGGAACACCAUCUCUUCCCAUCACUCUCCGACAACAUGUGCUUCAAGGUGCGUCCUGUAGUGCGUGAGUACCUGACGGCCCACGGACUGCCCUAUAACGAGGACACCUACAUGGGCAGGCUCAGGCUGUUUGUGGAGAAGUACGAGGAGUGGAUGGUCAAGCUUCCUCCCAUCACACACUUCGUCGGCCUGCAGUGAGGGCUACCAGGGUUCUAGCCAGGAUUUUAUUUUAGCGUAAUGGUAAUGGCUAGGUAGCAAACAAGCAAUUGAAUUAGGGGCAUGGUGUAGAAGGAGAUCUUGGCCCUUCCUUGGUGAGAUUUUGAUUUAGAGUAAGAUGUUGGCAUGAUAAGGGUACCUGUGAGAGGACUUGCUGUAACUCUGUUAACAUCACAUGUAACACUGAAACAUCACAUUCAUAUUUGAUUAGACAUUUGCAACAGGUAAAUGAUAGCAAAGUACCACCACACUAGUUGAAAAUUAGCGUAGUGAUUGCAAAUUUUAGUGUAGUGACCCGCUACGCUAAAAUGCACCAGCUAGAACCCUGGCUACUCCGUUAAACACUCUUGGAAGGAGUGGAGGAUCAAAUUUCACAAAGAUCUACAAGUCAUAAUUACUUCUCAAUAGCUUUAUGUCUCAUGAUGUCCUGACUUUCUUUCCGAUUAAUUUAUGGCCAUUUCAAAAUAGGAGACAGAAAUUAGCCUCACUUAAUAUAUAAGUCAAUACAAUUUGUUCCUUCCUCUAUAGGAGGUACAAAUGUGAGUACAAACCCUAACACCAGCAAUAUCAGACACACAGCGCCUCCUAGCAGCCUGGUGAUGUUGCUCAGGCAGGCUAUGUGAUGUUAUGUAGCUAUAGAGAAAAUAAUGUGAGAAAAGAUAUGUUGUUUAUGAUAUGGGAAUUGUUAUUCAACAAAUGAGAUUUCGAACUAUUGCAAGAAUAUAUUUAAGAUUAUAUAUAUAAAUGUAUAUAUAAAAUUAUAUCUUAGUGCAUGUAUGUGUGUUUGAUUUACAUGUAUAUAUAAAUGUAUGUGUUUGAAUGUGGUUCUGCAAACAUCUAAGGUAAGUCCUAUCUAAUUAGGUUGAUAUAUAGAUAUGAAUAUUAUCAAGGAACAUUAAGAAAACUAACAAAAGUAACAAAAUAUUUCAAAAGUAUCUGAA